Messenger RNA from Castor canadensis (American beaver), 4365 nucleotides. The record is from RefSeq and is a predicted model, not a curated record. Lineage: Eukaryota; Metazoa; Chordata; Mammalia; Rodentia; Castoridae.
AAAGAAUUGCCCUUUUAAUCUUAUUUGGAGUUCAGUCUACAUUUACAUGACAGCUUUUCAAAGAAUACCUUAAUAAAUAUUUAGAACAUUUCCAAAUGGUCAUUUCCUGUGUUAAUGCUGCAUUUCUCUUAAUUUUCUUUUUUUAGUGAACAGAUGUGGUCCAGAACUAUACAUGAAUAACUUUGGUUAGACAGAGUGAACAUUCAAUAAUGAGUGGUGCAGCAUUGGGACUUGAGAUUGUUUUUGUCUUUUUUCUGGCAUUAUUCCUGCUUCAUCGAUAUGGAGACUUUAAGAAACAACACAGACUUGUAAUUGUUGGAACACUACUUGCUUGGUAUCUCUGCUUUCUUAUUGUCUUCAUACUGCCUCUGGAUGUUAGUACGACAAUAUACAACAGGUGCAGACAUGCUGCUGCAAAUUCAAGCCCUCCUGAGAAUAACAAUGUUACAGGAUCAUAUGCAACUGUCACCCCAGUUACAAGACAGCAUCCGUGUUUCAAGCCAUGGAGUUACAUUCCUGAUGGAAUCAUGCCAAUUUUUUGGAGGGUAGUAUAUUGGACAUCACAAUUUUUAACAUGGAUUCUGUUACCUUUUAUGCAGUCAUAUGCAAGGUCUGGAGGGUUUUCCAUCACUGGAAAGAUCAAAACUGCCCUGAUUGAGAAUGCAAUCUACUAUGGCACCUAUUUGCUGAUUUUUGGAGCAUUCUUAAUUUAUGUAGCUGUAAAUCCCCGUUUGCAUUUAGAAUGGAACCAACUUCAGACAAUUGGGAUAGCUGCUGCCAAUACAUGGGGUUUGUUUCUUCUUGUGCUGCUCUUGGGCUAUGGCUUGGUGGAAAUUCCUCGGUCAUACUGGAAUGGAGCAAAAAGGGGUUAUCUUCUUAUGAAGACUUACUUUAAGGCAGCCAAACUGAUGACAGAGAAAGCAGAUGCAGAAGAGAAUUUAGAAGAUGUUAUGGAGGAGGUUCGAAAAGUGAAUGAAAGCAUCAAGUAUAACCACCCACUGAGAAAAUGUGUUGAUACAAUACUUAAAAAGUGCCCUACGGAGUAUCAGGAAAAAAUGGGUAGGAACAUGGAUGAUUAUGAAGAUUUUGAUGAAAAACGUAAUACCUACCCAAGUGAGAAAAGUCUGGUAAAAUUGCAUAAACAGGUGAUUUAUUCAGUUCAGAGGCACCGUCGAACUCAAGUACAAUGGCAAAUUCUUUUGGAACAAGCAUUUUAUCUGGAAGAUGUAGCAAAAAAUGAAACUAGUGCAACUCAUCAGUUUGUUCACACAUUUCAAUCACCAGAGCCAGAAAAUAGAUUCAUCCAAUAUUUUUAUAAUCCUACAGUUGAAUGGUACUGGGAAUGUCUUUUGCGGCCAUGGUUUUACAGGAUACUUGCUGUGGUUUUGUCCAUCUUCUCUGUAAUUGUGGUGUGGUCAGAGUGCACGUUCUUUAGCACAACUCCUGUUUUAUCCCUCUUUGCAGUCUUCAUACAGCUGGCAGAAAAAACAUACAAUUAUAUUUAUAUUGAGAUUGCUUGCUUCCUUUCCAUCUUCUUCUUAAGUAUCUGUGUUUAUUCUACUGUAUUCAGGAUUCGUGUCUUUAACUAUUAUUACUUGGCUUCACAUCACCAGACUGAUGCUUACAGUCUUCUUUUCAGUGGCAUGUUAUUUUGCCGUUUGACUCCUCCUUUAUGUCUUAAUUUCUUGGGCUUGACCCAUAUGGAUUCAUCCAUCUCUCACCAGAAUACUCAGCCAACUGCUUAUACAUCUAUUAUGGGUUCCAUGAAAGUUUUAUCCUUUAUUGCAGAUGGUUUCUAUAUAUAUUAUCCUAUGUUGGUAGUAAUUCUCUGUAUUGCUACUUAUUUUAGUUUGGGAACCCGUUGUUUGAAUCUGCUUGGUUUCCAGCAGUUCAUGGGAGAUAAUGAUAUGACAUCAGACUUAGUUGAUGAAGGAAAAGAAUUAAUCAGACGAGAGAAGAGAAAAAGGCAAAGGCAAGAGGAAGGUGAAAAUCGAAGAAGAGAAUGGAAAGAACGUUAUGGACACAAUAGAGAUGAUUCCACUAGGAACAGAAAUGUUCAUCCUGAUCCCAAAGAGUCAAAUUUCUCGGAUGUUAAUACCAAUUGGUCAUCCAAAUAUACCAGGGCUAAUAAUAGGACUGAAAGGGACCGAAUAGAACUUCUCCAAGAUGCAGAACCUUUGGAUUUUAAUGCAGAAACAUUCACUGAUGAUCCUCUUGAAUCUGAAUCAGGAAGGUAUCAGCCUGGUGGACGAUAUCUCUCAAUGUCUUCCAGCGUAAUAUUUGAAGAUAUCUAAAGUCAGAAAAAUUUGUGGAGCAACUAACCAAGUCAACACCUCAGUUCAGCUUUUAUGAACACGUGUGUCCCCAAAUUUCCUCAGUACUCUCAAUGAAAAGUGUCAGGAUAACAAAAAAGUGACUGAGAAUUAAUUACAACUCAGUAAAAAUAGGUUAUUGUUCACUGAAUAGAGCAGCAUCUUUUCUAAUAGGACUUCUUACAUACUAGUCCCUUAAUGUCUGCCUUAGAAGUAUAGUUAGAAGAGAAAGAUUCAAUUCAUGAUGAAAAUCAGUAGAUGUUGAGAACACGUAAUUCAGAUUGUUUCAGAUUAAUUUUUUUCAGGAGAGUUAUUUUAAAGGUCCUAGGAAACCAUAAGUCAACUAAAUAUAUGUAGUUUCAUUAGUGUGAUUUACAUUUUGGCUGUUCCUAAGAGAUAUCUUUAACUGUAUUUCCCAAAAGAAACAUAAGUGAAUAGAGAUCUCAGAUAACAACCUAUAUUCACAAAACCUAUGUCUUAAAACAAGACUGACUUAUCAGACAUAACUGAAUGUAAAAAGCUCUUUUAUAAAUCUUUAUGCCAAUUAGUGGGAUUUUUGCAUGCAUAAUUAACUGAUAGUGUUGGUGUUUUGGGCAUGUAUACUGUAAUCAGGAGAUAUAUUAUUCUUUCAGUCCUUGUAGUAACUGUAUUUUUUUAUGGCAUUGGUAUUUUUAUUAAUGCUUUGUAAAAGAUUCUCAUUUCAGAAAAAAAUACUCCCCUUUAGCAUUUAGCAUAUUGAUUUAAGUGUUGAUCAUACCAUUCAAGAAGAAAUCCUAAGUAUUAAUGGCAAUAGAUUUUUUUCAACAGCCAAAGAGUUUCACAAAAUUCUCUUAAUUUCAAGGUACCUGUUUACACUUUUUGAAAAGAAAAUAGCUGGUUAUUUAAAGGUAAAAAAUGAAUGCAUUUACUGGUAUUAUUAGUUCUUAAAUUUGGGCUUAUAGAAAACAGAAAAUUAGACUGGAAAAAUAGACAAGUUAAUAAUAACUUGUUUGUUAAAUGUGCUUAUAAUCAUAAAUUGAUUGUUAAAACCUUUGUGUUUAAGCCAAAGUUAGGUAUUAUGUUUUUAAAGCACCAGUGUUUUAUUGCACAGUGAAUAUGGUUGAGUACAACAUGCUUGCAUGGUGUUUUCUUAUGGCUCUGAAAUAUUUGUAACUCUUGUAAAAUCCAUGCUACAUUGGGUGACCAUACUUGAAUUUGCCCAGGACAGUCUCAUAAUAGUACCUAUUACCCGUGUAAUUAUUACUAGAGCUCAUUUUCACUUUCAGGUGUCUCCAUUUAAAUAAUUAUAUGUUCAACCUAAUUGUGUUUCUUGAAAGUAAUCUUUUCCUGAGUUAUAAUUUUAAAAUUUCUAGUUUGCCUUUUAAUGAGUAUUAGCAUGUAAAAAUUUGAAGGCAUAGUUCUAUGCAGGUACUGAAAGGAAUCGUGUAUUAUCCUUUUAUCUGAUUUUUUGAUCUUUGAGUUUUUAUGAACUUUGAAAUUAGAUCCUCUUUAAAAUAAUUAUCGAUGAAUAUAUUUAUUCUGAACUGAAGGUCACAUACCUGCUCAUUUGAGUAUAUAUACACACACAUAGCCUUUUAUUGUAAAGUAAUGAUCAGAGACCCAAAGGUCAGGAAUACCAUUAAUUUAAUACUGUUUGUAGUUUCGUGAUUGACUCCUUGAAUACCUUGGGCAGAUCAUGUAACCUUUUAGUGCCUCAAUUUCUUCAUUUGCAGAAUGAAGAUAAUAUUUGCUAUUUACCUACUGAUCUACCUCACAAAACUAUUGUGAGGGAGUUGAGUUAAUGUUUAUGUACUGAAGUUUAGAAAGACAAAACAGUCAGCUGUGCUGGUUUUCCUAGUAGCACUUGAAGGUGAUGGAUGGUGGAAAUGAUCAUUCCAGAAAAAGGGGUCUGGUUUCUAUUUAUUAUAGAGAAGCUUACAAGUCUCUGAGCAAAAACUUUGAACUAAUUUAUAUGAAGUUCUGUGAAAAUAGUGUUUUAUUUUUAGCAUUUGGGUUUACUUUGGCAUCUCCCUCCUUCUUUCUCUCUCCCUUCCUUCCUUCUUUCUCUCUCUCU